AAACAGACAGUGUUUGUCUUUCAAGUUAAACCAACAAGUCGGUAGAAAAAUAUAGUUAUCAAGAAAUUUUUAAAACUUCAACCCUUUUUCUCUUAUAUUUAGUAAAGAGAGUAAAAUAUCUCCUGUUUUGGCUGACAUCUCUACAACCUGAACAAUUGGCUUAAACCUCACUUGGGAUUCCUGGUUGCUUGUUUUAGCAUGGAGAAACUUGGCGUCCACAGAAUCUUUCUUCUGGCUAUUUCUCUGAUAAAGUGUCUAGAAAGUACAAAACUGCUGGCAGACCUGAAAAAAUGUGGUGACUUGGAAUGUGAAACUUUAAUAAGCAGAGUCUCAGCCAUGAGAGAUUACAGAGGACCUGACUGCAGAUACCUGAACUUCACUAAGGGAGAAGAGAUAUCUGUUUUUGUUAAACUUGCAGGAGAAAGGGAAGAUUUGUGGGCAGGAAGUAAAGGAAAAGAGUUUGGAUAUUUUCCCAGAGAUGCCGUCCAGGUUGAAGAGGUGUUCAUAUCUGAGGAAAUUCAAAUGUCAACUAAAGAAUCUGACUUUCUUUGUCUUCUUGGAGUAAGUUACACAUUUGACAAUGAAGAUAGUGAAUUAAACAGUGAUUAUGGUGAAAAUAUAUAUCCUUUUGAAGAAGAUAAAGAUGAAAAAUCUAGUAUAUAUGAAGGUGAUUUUCAGCUAGAACCUGGAUUUUAUGCAACUUACGAAAGUACUUUGUUUGAAGACCAAUUUCCAGCAUUAGAGGCUCCUGAAGAUAUCGGAAGUACCAGUGAAUCAAAAAACUGGGAAGAAGCAGUUGUUGAAAGUGUGGAACAGGAUCAUAUUCCAGAAGUGCACGUCCCACCAUCUUCAGCUGUGCCUGGACUCAAAGAAUGGUUUGGAUUGAGAGGAGAACAAGCUGAAGAGAAAGCUUUUGAAUCAGUUAUUGAACCUGUACAAGAAAGCUCAUUUCGAAGUAGAAAAAUAGCAGUGGAAGAUGAGAAUGACCUAGAGGAAUUAAACAAUGGUGAGCCUCAAACAGAACAUCAGCAAGAAUCUGAAUCAGAAAUUGAUUCAGUGCCAAAGACGCAUUCUGAACUAGCAUCUGAGUCAGAGCACGUUCCCAAACCUCAACCCACUGGUUGGUUUGGUGGUGGAUUUACAAAUUAUUUAGGUUUUGGAGAUGAGGAUACAGGGCUUGAAUUAUUAGCUGAAGAAAGCAAUUCACCACUACAAGAUUUUCCCAAUUCCAUAUCAUCUGAUAAAGAAGACACAGUUCCAUGUACAGAAAUAUUAACAGAAAAAAAAGACACAAUCACUAAUGAUAGCUUGAGUCUCGAGCCAAGUUGGUUUGAUUUUGGUUUUGCUAUGCUAGGCUUUGCAUAUGCCAAGGAAGACAAAAUUAUGUUAGAUGACAGGAAAAAUGAAGAAGAUGGUGGGGCAGGUGGACAUGAAUAUCCUCUAACAAAUGAAUUAGACCCUGAAAAAGAACAAGAAAUAGAAAUGAUACAAAUUAUGGAAACAGAAGAUCAAAUAGACAAGAAACCAGUCUUAGAAAAAACAGAUGAAUCGGAUGCCAUACCAUAUUUGAAAAAGUUCUUGUAUAAUUUUGACAACCCUUGGAACUUCCAGAACACUCCAAAGGAAACGGAAUUGCCAUUUCCCAAACAGACACUGGAUCAAAAUAACGUAAUUGAAAAUGAAGAAACUGAAGAAUUUUCCAUUGAUAAUUAUCCCACAGACAAUACAAAAGUUAUGAUGUUCGAAAGUUCAUACAAUCCGUCAGAUAUGGUCUCUAAUAUAGAGUUACCUAUGAGAAUUCACGAAGAAGUACAUUUCAAACCCUCAUCUUCUAAAGAUAGUGAUGAAAAUUCAAAACCAUCAGUAGACACUGAAGGGCCUGCUCUGGUUGAGAUAGACAGAUCUGUGGAAAAUACCCUGCUAAAUAAUCAGAGGGUUUCAACUGAUAAUUCUUUGUCUUCUCAAAAUUAUAUUUCUCAAAAAGAAGAUGCUUCUGAGUUUCAGAUUCUGAAAUACUUAUUCCAAAUUGAUGGUUAUGAUUUCAUGAAUUCUGCAUUUUCAUCCAUUGUAAUUCUUACAGAAAGGGUAAGUUUGCCUUUUAAACCUUUUACAAUAAUUUUACCUAUUUUGCUAAAUAUAAGAGUGGCUACAAAAUAUGUUUGAGUGAAUCCUCCCUGUAUAAUGUUUAUGUAAUGUUUCUCUUUCCAUGACAUCUUACCUGUAAGAUUUCUGUUUAUAUGAAUGUUUUGUCAAAUGGAUAUUGAUUUUUAAAAACAUUUCCCUAAGCUUUGUUGAUGUUGACCUUGAGCAGUGUUUGCUUUUUACCUCACCCUCCCCAUUUUUCAAAUUAGGGAAAAUUAUGUACGCAAUAAGUUAACUCAGGAAUAAUAGGAACUGGAGCUGGGUAUGGUGGCGUGUGUCUGGAGUUCCCACUACUUAGGAGGCUGAGGCAGGAAGAGCCUUUGACUGAAUGUAACAAAGAGAAUAAAAGGGAAGAGUGAGCCCAAGGGUUUGAGACCAGUCUGGGCAACGUAGCUAGACCUUAUUUCUUAA
This is a messenger RNA of Mandrillus leucophaeus (drill), 2553 nucleotides long. RefSeq names its product melanoma inhibitory activity 2 (gene MIA2). Gene Ontology annotation, cellular component: endoplasmic reticulum exit site; endoplasmic reticulum membrane. The transcript is spliced from 6 exons. Lineage: Eukaryota; Metazoa; Chordata; Mammalia; Primates; Cercopithecidae. Gene Ontology annotation, biological process: protein secretion; vesicle cargo loading; endoplasmic reticulum to Golgi vesicle-mediated transport. Bases 199 to 2163 code for a protein of 654 amino acids. The record is from RefSeq and is a predicted model, not a curated record. Gene Ontology annotation, molecular function: protein binding.